CUUACUGAGGUUACCUUUUGUAGUGAUGUCCUGAAGUCACAUCCGGAAGUACACUCUUUACUAUGCUACACAAAGAUCCAUAGAAGUUGGUCGUAUCUGCAGUAUGGUAGCGACAAAUACUACCGCUACUCGAUAACAUCGGUCCCACGGAUCGCCUGCGAGGAAACGACUCUUAAGCAUCGCGUUCGUCCCUACUUACAUAUGAGCAACAAUCGUCGCGAUGGCGCUGGCAAUCCGGCAAGUCUUCGUGCCAUCGAGCGGCACCUUGCAUCCUUCCUUCCCGCCGACCUCCUGAAGCAGUUCUGGCACGAGGGCUUUACCGCAGAUCGGCAGCCCACCUUCCGCCUCAACUCCUUGCGCCUAGGGCACGGCAGCCAGGAGGGCACUGUACGGCAGCUGCUGGAGGGCUUCGCCCUACCGCACGACACCCCGGUGGAGCCCUGUCCCUAUUUCUCUCGCGCCCGCCUGCUGCCUGCCCACACCGCAGCUGCCGUACAUGUGGCCUCCCGGGCGCACUCCCUGGUCCCUUUGCGGAGCGGCUCCGUCUACUUCAUGAGCCUCUCCAGCAUGCUGCCCGCACUGGCCCUCAUGGCACCCGCCCGCCCGCACCAUCACCAGCAUCACCCUCAGCAGCCAGAACCGCAACAAGCCGGACCCCAGCAGCCUCAAUCUCUAGGCUCACAGCCGCACCAGCACCAUCAGCUGUGCCGCCCGCCCCCGCCCCCGCAGCUGCCUCCUUCCCCGCCUCCCUUGCGCGUGCUGGACCUGUGUGCGGCCCCCGGCGGCAAGACGGCGCUGCUGGCGGAGCUGAUGGGCAACCGGGGCGCACUGCUGGCGGUGGAUUCCAGCUGGCCCCGGCUUCAGCGCCUUCACUUCAACAUCGACCGAUUGGUACCGGACACCAACCACCACAACCACCAGGGCAACCAACAGGGCCCAACCGCCAACGACCUCCUCAACCACAACCACAACCACCCACGGCAGCGUAGCGGCAAGCAGGCAGCAGCAGCCUCCGCGGCAGUGUCCAAGCAGCUCUGGCGGCGCGGCUGUGUGCUGGCAGCGCAUGCAGACGGCGCCAGGCUAGCCGUGGACUCGCAGGGCCUGCCGCUGCCCCUGCAGCAGCCCUCAUCUCCCUCGUCGCCGCCGCCUUCGAAGAGGACCACCGCCGACACCACCACCAACACUGGCUGGGAGUCCUUGGCAGCAGCUGCUGCUUCAGGAACCUCAGAAGGAGUGUACGACAGGGUGCUGGUGGAUGCUCCAUGCAGCGGCCUAGGGCGGCUGCAGCUGCAGCGACCGGGCAGUCUCGCCGGCUGGGUGGGCGGCGGGAUGCGAUCUGGCAGCAGCAGCCGAGGCAGGGGCGGUGGAAAGGGAGGCGGCGGGGAGGCGCCUUCUCAGGAUCUUUUGAGCGAGGCUGGUGAUGAGGCGGCGAUUGCGGCGGCAGCGGCGGAGGUGGCGGAGCGGCUGGAGAGGCGGCAGCGGGCGCUGUUGCUGCGGGGGCUGCAGUUGCUGCGGCGGGGCGGACGACUAGUGUACAGCACUUGCACGCUGGACCCCCGGGAGAACGAAGCGGUCAUCGCCUGGGUGCUUCGCCGUGUGCCCGGGGUCCGUUUAGAGGAGCCGCACCUGCCGCUAAGCAGCGCCCACAUGCAGUGGCCCCUGAGCACUACUGCCACUGCUGCAGCCAGCGACGCUAACGGCAGUGAUUGCCGGCCUUACGAAAGCAGCAGCCCGGCUAGUGUGCCCCUUCGAGAAGCGCUGGAGGCUCAUCGGCCCGGCUGCACCUACCCGCCGCUACUUGACUGGCCCUGGUGGGAGGCGGCUGCAGCUAGCGGUGAUACCGGUAGCAAUGGAGACGAAUUGCAUGGCUCGUACGACAGUGAAAUUGGUUGCAGUACAGCUGUGAGUUGGGAGGAGGUCCGAAAGCAGCUGACCUCGUGUGUUCGUGUGGCGCCUGGGCCCACGUAUGAGGGCUUCUUUAUUGCGCAGUUUAGCAAGGAUUGAAGCAUAGCUGCCGGUCUGCAAAGUAAGGAUGAUACACUUUCAAGCACGCAGUCUGUGACCAUCAUAGUGCAUAUGCAUCAAGGACAAAAGGCGGGGGCGUGUAAUCAAUGUGUGCGCCGUCCGGACUCUGCCAAGAACGUCAACACGGAGGAGGACGUCACCCAUGGUGAGCGUGGAGGGUUGAACUUCGCACUCCUGAACUUCCUUACUGGUCCUGACUGAUCCGUGGGACAGUGACUGCCCUGCCCUGCGAACCUCACUUCAUCGCCUCUGACCGUACCAUUUCCCAACGUUAUAAUCCGAUGUUCAUCCCUUUCACGCAGGCACAGCACCAGCUGCUGGUGUGCACCAAGCUUGCUGUGGGGGCGGUGUCACCAGGGUUGAGCUUGAGCCCAGCCUGCUUCGUAGCAGGGCGGGAAUAUCAUGCCAGGCAUGGAUCAAUCUUGUUUACAAUGACGUGACCGAUGUGGCACGGGCCCUAUGUUCUGUUCCCAUCGCCUCUUGACCUAAAUGUGGGCUUGGCAUGGCCGGUCUGGGUGAUGAGCGCUAGACGUGAUAGUUUGGUAUAGCGGCAUAUGGACAUACGGAACUCAAUGCCACAAGGAUACAGCUAAAACCCUUGCAACCGUUCUCGUGACGCUUACUCCACCAGCAGACACCUUCGAGCGUCCAACCAUGCAAACAAGCCACACCCAUGACUGUGCUACGUUUGUCAGCCUUCAUGGCAGUCAUGCUUUGUUGGAUACCUACACCAUGCUGCCCCUGAAGACAAGGGCAACUCGCCAACGUUUGC
Molecule: messenger RNA, 2797 nt
Organism: Astrephomene gubernaculifera
Lineage: Eukaryota; Viridiplantae; Chlorophyta; Chlorophyceae; Chlamydomonadales; Astrephomenaceae
Source: the annotation of a GenBank genome assembly